CGUGCGUCUAGGACCAGGAAGUGUUCUGCCGCUGAACGUCGCGGAGGAGUUGUUUAUCUUAACUGAGACAUACAGCGCUUAACAGGAUGUUACUGCCAAUGUUCCUGGGAAGCAUAAUUUCUGUUACCAUGGCCGCGACCAAUGGGCAGCAGGAACAUGGGCCUCCACCUCCUCCUCCUUCUCCUUCUUCGCCUCCUCCUCCGCUGUUGCUGGUGUCCUUCGAUGGGUUCCGGGCAGACUACCUGUGGCAGUACCCUAUGCCCAACCUGGAGCUCCUGUACCGGGGAGGAGUGCUGGUGGAGGAGCUGACCAACAUCUUCAGCACCAAGACCUUCCCUAACCACUACAGCCUGGUGACGGGUCUGUACGCCGAGUCCCACGGCAUCCUGGCCAGCAACAUGUACGACGCGGCCCACAACAAGACCUUCAGCCUGGCCCACGACCAGGACCCCUUCUGGUGGAGCCAGGCCCUGCCUCUGUGGCUCACUGCGCUGGACUCCAACUACAGCACGGCCGCCGCCAUGUGGCCCGGCUCGGACGUGGCCAUCGGCAACCGCACCGCCACGCACUUCCUGCCCUACAACGCCUCGAUGCCGUUCGCAGAGCGUCUGGCCGAAGUCAGCAGCUGGCUGAGGGGCAGCGAGCAGGAGAGAGGGGUGAUGUUUACAGCCCUCUACUGGGAGGAACCAGACAGGACGGGUCACAAGUACGGCCCGGACAACACCUCAGCCAUGACCCAGGCACUGAAGGAGGUGGACGACCACGUUGGUUUGCUGGUAUCGGAGUUGCAGCGGGCGGGGCUGUGGGGGCGUGUCAACGUGCUGGUGACCAGUGAUCACGGCAUGACGCAGUGCUCCGCCCAGCGCCUCAUCCGCCUGGACGACUGCCUGCACCCAAACAACUACACCCUGGUGGACCUGGCCCCGGUGACCGCCCUGCUGCCCACCCAGGAUGCAGACAAAGUGUUUGACCUGCUGGACAAGUGCCACCCCCACAUGACGGCCUACCAGAAGAAAGCCAUCCCUGAUAGGCUGCACUACCGCAACAACCCGCGCGUUCAGCCAAUCAUCCUUUUGGCUGACGAGGGCUGGAUGAUCAUCCAGAGGGGGGACCUGCUCCCCACACUGGGUAACCACGGCUAUGACAACGCGUUACCCAGCAUGCACCCGUUCCUGGCGGCGUCGGGGCCCGGGUUCCGCCAGGGCUACCGCAUGUCGGGGCUGCAAAGCGUGGAUGUCUACCCCCUGAUGUGCCACCUGCUGGGCGUGGUGCCGGCGCCCCACAAUGGCAGCCUGGCCAAGGCACGCUGCCUGCUGCAGGGGGAGGGCUGUCUGGACGUGGCCCUGGUGGCGGGCGUGGUGGUUGGCGUGUUGUUGCUGCUCACCAGCGUCACAUGUCUGUUCGGCCUGAUGAGGCCCCGCGGGCCCCGAAGGCCCCUACAGUUCAGGAGGCUCCACCUGGAGGAGGGGGAGGAGGAGGAUGACGAUGAGCCCCUGCUGGACUAGACUUGGGCUGCACCAGAAUGGGUCUAGAGUUCUAGACCUUGACUAGACCUCGACUAUACCUCUCUAGACCUGGACUAGACUAUGCCUGUCUAGACCUGGACUAGACUACAUCAGACUAGACUUGGACUAGACUAGACCUGGACUGGACUCGAACUGAGAUUAGACUUGAACUGACUAGACCAGGACUAGACUUUGGCUGGACUAGAAUGGACUGGCCUCUCCUAGUUCCAGGUCUAGAUUAGACCUGGAACUAGGCUAGAACGGGACAGCGGCCCUACUGGUUCUGUAGGAUUGCACUAGCUCAGGACCCUACUGGCUCUGUAGGAAUGCACUAGCUCAGGAGCCUACUGGCUCUGUAGGACUGCCCUAGCUCAGGCCCCUACUGGCGCUGUAGGACUGCCCUAGCUCAGGCCCGGCGGGCCCCCGGCCUCUUCAUGGUUUGUUUAGCUUCUUGACAGGAUUGCGUCUUUGCACAUGUGUUGCGUCGGCUUUGCAGCCAAGUUGCGGAGGAGAAAGCAUCCAUAGCAACAGCAGCGGGUACGGUCUCAGCCUGUCGCGAGACUGGGAAUCAUGGUAUGAAUACUAUUAAUAUAAUAAGUUGAUGCUAAUAAUAAUAAUAUCAUCCAGGAUUGUAGAAAUGAAUAAUAGAGUUAAUGAAUAGAGAUACUGUAAUUCUCUUUUGUUCACUGGAUUCAAAGAGGAAGCUACUGAGAUCUACAUUUUGUGUUUAUAUGGAUAUGUUUUUAUAUGGUUAUUUACAAAAGCGUUGCAAGUUCAGAUUUAUUUCCCCCACAUUGUCAUUAGUCGGUUCUCCCACCAGACGGGUUGAGAUACUUCAGUCUAGUCUGUAGUAGUUUUAACAAGUUAGAAACUGGAAUACAGUGAAAUGGAUGAACAGUUACGUGUCUGUCUGUCUGUCUGUCUGUCUGUCUGUCUGUCUGUCUGUCUGUCUGUCUGUCUGUCUGUCUGUCUGUCUGUCUGUCUGUCUGUCUGUCUGUCUGUCUGUCUGUCUGUCUGUCUGUCUGUCUGUCUGUCUGUCUGUCUGUCUGUCUGUCUGUCUGUCUGUCUGUCUGUCUGUCUGUCUGUCUGUCUGUCUGUCUGUCUGUCUGUCUGUCUGUCUGUCUGUCUGUCUGUCUGUCUGUCUGUCUGUCUGUCUGUCUGUCUGUCUGUCUGUCUGUCUGUCUGUCUGUCUGUCUGUCUGUCUGUCUGUCUGUCUGUCUGUCUGUCUGUCUGUCUGUCUGUCUGUCUGUCUGUCUGUCUGUCUGUCUGUCUGUCUGUCUGUCUGUCUGUCUGUCUGUCUGUCUGUCUGUCUGUCUGUCUGUCUGUCUGUCUGUCUGUCUGUCUGUCUGUCUGUCUGUUUGUCUGUCUUUCCGUCUGUCUGUCUUUCCGUCUGUCUGUCUUUCCGUCUGUCUGUCUUUCCGUCUGUCUGUCUUUCCGUCUGUCUGUCUUUCCGUCUGUCCGUCUUUCCGUCCGUCUUUCCGUCCGCCCGUCCCUCCCUCCCUCCCUCCCUCCCGGACUAUGCAAGGCUUUUACCCGACGAGGGAGUUUUAAGUUGGUGUCUAAAUGUGCAUUAUCUGUUUCCAAAGGAAAAUUUCCAAAGAAAGAGUGACACAUACUUUAAAAAAUGUAUGUAUAUUCCUUUAUAGACAUGUUUUCUUCAUCCCAGUCACAACAUUACAAUGUAAUAAAAUGGUAAAUAUAUAAAAUCA
Gadus chalcogrammus (walleye pollock) is the source of this 3214-nucleotide messenger RNA. It is a transcript of the gene enpp4, whose product is annotated as ectonucleotide pyrophosphatase/phosphodiesterase 4. NCBI's taxonomy places the organism in Eukaryota, Metazoa, Chordata, Actinopteri, Gadiformes, Gadidae. The record is from RefSeq and is a predicted model, not a curated record. Bases 87 to 1505 code for a protein of 472 amino acids. The transcript has 8 exons.